Molecule: messenger RNA, 1383 nt
Organism: Geodia barretti
Lineage: Eukaryota; Metazoa; Porifera; Demospongiae; Tetractinellida; Geodiidae
Source: the annotation of a GenBank genome assembly
AUGACAGCCGUGACGGAGCAGGCCUCCCCGUGCACGAUGGUGAUCUUUGGCGCGUCGGGCGACCUCACCGCGCGCAAGCUGAUCCCGGGACUCUACGAGCUGUACCGCCGCGGACUGCUGCCGGAGCGGUUCGCGGUGCUCGGCGCCGGCCGUACCGGCAUGAGCGACGACCGGUUCCGCCGCCGGAUGGGGGAGGAGCUGGCGAACGGCGCCGGCGGUCAGCCGGCCGCGGACAGGGAGCGUUUUCUCGGCGCGUUGCACUACCAGCAGCUCGACACCGGGUCCGCGGGCGAGUACGGGAAGCUCGCCGAGCGGCUGCGCGCGGUAGCGGCCGAGGCCGGGACGGGGGGCAACUUCCUCUACUACCUGGCGACGCCGCCGAGCCUGUUCGAGCCGAUCGCCGGCGGGCUGGCCGGCGCCGGCCUCGCGGAACAGCAGGACGGCGCGUGGCGGCGCCUGAUCGUCGAGAAGCCGUUCGGCUAUGACCUGGAGUCGGCCCGGACGCUGAACGAGCGGCUGCACACCUGGUUCACGGAGCGGCAGAUCUACCGGAUCGACCACUACCUGGGGAAGGAGACGGUCCAGAACGUGCUGGUCCUGCGCUUCGCGAACGAGGUGUGGGAACCGCUCUGGAACCGCGCGACGAUCGACCGCGUGGAGAUCACUGCCGCCGAGCAGGUGGGAGUGGAGGGUCGCGGCGGCUACUACGACGGAUCGGGCGCGCUGCGCGACAUGUUCCAGAACCAUCUGCUGCAGGUGGUGGGCAUGAUCGCCAUGGAGCCGCCGGCGCACUUCCGGCCGAGCGCGGUGCGCAACGAGACGGUGAAGGUGUUCGACUCGCUGCGGCCGAUCGCCCCGUCGCAGGUGUCCGAGGACGUGGUCCCGCACCACCUGUUCGGCACGCCGCCGCCGUCGGUGACCGAUGGCGUACCGGAUCCGGCCGGGUACGGCCAACGGGCGGUCUCCGCGGCCGCCGCGGAUGCCAGCAAGCUGAUCAUCCGCAUCCAGCCCGACGAGGCGAUCCAGCUCUGCUGCAACGUGAAGCUGCCGGGCGCCGGCUUCGACGUGCGGCAGGUAGGGCUGGACUUCCGCUACGCCGACCUGGCCGACACCUACCUGCCGGACGCCUACGAGCGGCUGCUGCUGGACGGCAUCAUGGGCGACGCCACGCUGUACGCGCGCGCCGAUGCGAUCGAGUCGUGUUGGGAGUUCGUGACCCCGAUCCUGAAGGCGUGGCGGGAUCACCCCGGCAUCCCCCUGCACGGCUACCCGGCCGGCAGUUGGGGACCGGCCGCCGCCUCCAGCCUGUUCCGCCGCCCCGGCUACGGCUGGCGCACCCCGAUGCCCUCCCUCAGCGAUCCCGGCGGCACCGUCGCGCUGUAG